Penicillium verhagenii is the source of this 2055-nucleotide messenger RNA. RefSeq names its product peroxisomal copper amine oxidase. The transcript is spliced from 3 exons. Gene Ontology annotation, biological process: amine metabolic process. The record is from RefSeq and is a predicted model, not a curated record. Gene Ontology annotation, molecular function: primary methylamine oxidase activity; copper ion binding; quinone binding. NCBI's taxonomy places the organism in Eukaryota, Fungi, Ascomycota, Eurotiomycetes, Eurotiales, Aspergillaceae. The coding region runs from base 1 to 2055 and encodes 684 amino acids.
AUGGUUCUCGACAGGCUUCAGCAGUUGGCUCAUCAACUCCAGGUUGACGCAAAACCAUCUCCCCCGCAUCCUUUUGAUCCUCUGUCUACUGCAGAGAUAGAUACGGCCGUUGCAAUCAUCCGUAAGGAGCAUGGCCCCCUCAACUUUAAUGCUGUCACAUUGUACGAGCCACGCAAGGCACAAAUGAUGGCCUGGCUGAGGGAACCUGAAAGCCCCCGCCCACUCCGCGCCGCUGAUGUCGUUGCCAUUGCACCAGGUGGCAAGGUAUACGAUGGUGUAGUGGAUCUGGACCAAAAAAAGAUCUUGGAGUGGAAGCACACACCUAAUGUCCAACCACUGAUCACUAUGGAGGACCUUCAAGAAGUGGAACAUAUUGCGCGCAGGGAUCCGAAAGUCAUUGAGCAAUGUGGGAUUAUUGGCAUUCCACCAGAAGAUAUGCAUAAAGUGUACUGUGAUCCUUGGACGAUUGGUUAUGACGAGCGCUUUGGCAAUGGAGUUCGUUUACAACAGGCCCUGAUGUACUACCGUCCUCAUAUCGAUGACUCCCAGUAUACCUACCCGUUGGACUUCUGUCCGAUCUUUAACGCGGAGACGAAGGAGAUCAUUCAUAUCGAUGUGCCCCCAGUGCGGAGACCUGUCAACAAAGCGCCUCCAAACAACUAUCUCCCCGAGUUUAUCAAGAAAGAAGGCGGUUUCCGUACUGAUAUCAAGCCAAUACAUAUCACCCAGCCUGAGGGUGUUUCAUUCCAAGUGAAGGACCGUAUCAUCGAGUGGCAAAACUGGAACAUUCAUGUCGGGUUCAACUACCGUGAGGGCAUUGUCCUUAAUAACAUCACAUUCAAUGACAAGGGAAAUGUACGGCCAAUAUUCUACCGGCUCUCAUUAGCGGAGAUGGUCGUUCCUUACGGUAACCCUGAGCAUCCUCAUCAGCGCAAGCAUGCAUUUGACUUGGGAGAAUACGGCGGUGGCUAUAUGACAAAUAGUCUAUCUCUUGGAUGUGACUGCAAGGGGGCCAUUCAUUACAUGGAUGCCGCGUUCGUCAAUAGCGCUGGUGCGUCAACGAUCAUCAAAAAUGCCAUUUGUGUCCAUGAGGAGGACGCAGGUAUUCUGUUUAAACACACCGACUUCCGCGACGAGUCAAUGGUCGUCACCCGCGGUCGCAAGUUGAUUAUAUCACACAUCUUCACUGCUGCAAACUAUGAAUAUUGUGUAUACUGGAUCUUCCACCAAGAUGGAACCGUUCAGCUAGAGAUUAAGCUGACUGGUAUCUUGAACACUUACUCUAUGAACCCGGGUGAGGAUACUAAGGGAUGGGGAACCGAAGUGUAUCCGGGUGUCAAUGCUCACAACCAUCAGCAUCUAUUUUGUUUACGCAUUGACCCCAACAUUGACGGUCCCGAUAAUACUGUUUUUCAAGUGGAUGCCGUUCGUGGCCCCGGAGAAGUCGGCAGUGCUGAGAAUAAGUAUGGCAAUGCUUUCUACGCCAAGAAGACCAAAUACAGCACUCCGAUUGAGUCGAUGUCAGACUAUGAUGGACUCACCACGCGUACCUGGGAUAUGGCCAACACCAACAAGCUCAAUCCAUACAGCAAGAAGCCAGUCAGCUACAAGCUGGUCAGUCGUGAUGUUCCGCCACUUCUUCCCAAGAAUGGUAGCUUGGUGUGGAAACGAGCCGGUUUUGCACGUCACGCAAUACACGUUACAAAGUAUUCCGACGAGGAGAUUCAUCCAGCUGGGCGCCAUGUUCCUCAAACCUCCGGUGAACCUUCACACGGCUUGCCCGCUUGGAUCGAGGCCGCUGGACCGGACUGCUCAAUUGAUAACACCGAUGUUGUUCUGUGGCACACAUUUGGUCUGACCCACUUUCCGGCUCCAGAAGAUUAUCCUAUCAUGCCUGCUGAGCCAAUGACUUUACUUCUACGUCCACGCCACUUUUUUGACCGAAAUCCUGUCCUCGACGUCCCACCCAGCUUUGCACGUUCCCCUUCGGAGGUAGCAGCAGGAGCAAAAAGUUGCUCCUGUAAGCGAACUGAUGGAUCCAGCGUUUUAGUAUAG